AAAUUAAAAAAAAAAACACUCAGUCGCCAUAUUGUUUUUAUAGCGAUCGUGCUCCGUGCUGGGGUGUAAACAAAUUUACUAAGUUUUAGUUAUUUUCAGUUCGUUCCGAUGGAUAUCAUGAAUCCCGUAUAAUUCAUGGACACGUAGACAUGAAAAAACAGGAAGUGCCAUAACCAACAACUUUAUUAUCUGGACGUUAACAUGCUAGAAUCACGAUUUGUGUUUUUGUUUUUAGUUGUUUAUUCAUCUCAAUAUGUUUCUGCUUCGGGGCCGCUGUGUGUUAACCAGACACAGAAGUGUACAACUCAGGUUCUUAGUCAAAGAAACAAUGACUACGCCUCCUGCACCGUAGAGUACUUCAACCGAGAGGGCUGCAACAGCAUGAGCUUCGGUCCGAUCACAUCCAACGCCCACAUCGGUGGUGUGAUGCUGAAGCCGCACAUCUUGAGGAGAGAGAUCAAACAGGGCUUGCUGAACUACAACCAAAGCUACACUGUGCUCAAUAUUACGUUCAGCAAUAUUAAAUGGAAAACAAUCAAAUUCCGUUUUGAAGAGCAAAGCAAGAAACCAUUUAAACAGACCCACUGCAGAAACAUUGUGCUGUCUAACGAAGCCCACAUAGAUGACCAGUCGGUGCUCUACUAUGACUGUUACUGGCCUGACAGCAUCGACAGUGUGGGACGCUCACAUAUACUGGACUUUGAGGCUUCAGACGACAAUGUGGUUAAUCGGGGACAGUAUUACUUCAAUGUUCCAUCGGCGCAAAUGCUGAGCAACACUGUCAAUGCAUCGAACUGGAAACCAUUUGUCUACCUCGAGAUACUCUCCGGCAAAAUACGCCUCCACAUAAUGGCUCCACCGAAUCAAGUGAAGAUCUCCUCCUACCGCAUUCAAGUCCUCAAUGAAUGCAAUGGAAAGAAGCAUAACAUAGUGAAAUGCAAAGUGCUACAGCUACAGAACUACACCGAUGAAGUGACCUAUGAUUAUAGCUUGUUGGGGACCCCGGGGUCUUACUACUUUGUUGUGACCCCACAACAUGAUGGGUGCAAGGAUGGAGUGAGGAAGUGCCAGGUCGUAGAGAGUCCCAGGUUCAAAAUCAGCAACAACAUGCAAAGCUUCAAUAUCUGCAUAGCCAGCAUCUCGGCCCUGAUCGUGGCAACUCUGUUCGCCUACUACAUAGUCCUGCGGGUGCUUCGGCGCUAUUGGUGCAGAGACUACAAGCUUGCUAUGGCUCAAGAGAUACCAGCCCCAACGAAAGUUCUAGUGAUCUACUCGCCGGCCAACCGUCUCCACGCCGAAUGCGUGUCCUCAUUCGUGACCUAUCUCCGCGCUGAGUUCGGCUUUGAGAUCAUGUACGACGGCGACAUAUCCUCCACCUCCGACCAGGACCCUUACAUCUGGGCCGCUGAGGCCUUCAAAAUAUCCACACAUGUCAUGUACAUCGUCGGCCCCGCGGACUUAACCAACCAAUACAACAAUAUCUACGAAAAACCCAUUCUUAGCGCACAUAAAAACUUGGACACCCUCCAACUUUCACUGCUCAAAGCGAACAGGGGAUCUAAAAACCAGAAAGCUGUCAUCAAUGUGAUCUUUGAAUACUCUAACGGACCUAUACCGAUGGAAACUAAGCAUGGAAAGACGUUCUAUCUACUAAAGGAAUGGAACAAGCUGAUUUCUUAUUUGUCACAGAAUUUGCUGCCAAAGAAACAGCUGGUGCGAACGGAGAAAGGCAGAUGUUUGCUGGAGGAUCUGACCAAGGCUAAGAAAUUGCUGAAUAGCAGUAAUUUUAAUGUGUAAAUUGUUGGUUACGGGACGUAUUAGGAAAGAUAUUGGAUGUAAAUCAGAAGAUAUAGGAUACAGGUAUGUGCAAUGAAGAUUUAGGUUAACAAUAUCGCGUAGUUAUGGUUAAAACCAAGAACGGUAACCAUCUUAUGAAACGAUUUAUUUUAUUGGUGACAAAAAAUUAAAAUAACACACAGAUUAUCUAUUAUGGCUAAGGUUCCUAGUUUUGACUAGAACUGAAUCGCGAAGGUGUUAUAUCGUUAGGAUCAGUGGUUUAGAUGUGAAAUUCGAUUCUCAGGCAGGCCUGAAGGAAAAAUUGGUUUUUCAAUAUUAUAAAACUUAGUUUUUCGUGCUAGUUAGUUAUUAGUUAUUCUGUUGUUCGUUGCCAUAUUUUCUUGUGUCACGAAAAUGAAAUAUUGAAAUAUAAAAAAAUAUAUACUAAUCUAGCACGAAUAACUUUGUUUUCAUUAUCUUGUUUGUACUAAGGUGGGAUGCGAAGUUAUCGAAUGUUUCAAGGAAAAAUUGAUAUUUAUUGUCUUUUGUGUCUAAUUGUAUUGAUGUUAUGAACAUUUUCUAUUCGGUAUUGGGGCACUAGUAUUUGGCAUAAUACAUAUCACUAUCAUUGUUAUCACCUUCAUUCAUUACUAUUAAGCACUCACUUCUUACCGUUAGUCAAAUUUAAAUAUGGUAACUUCAUAUCAUACUCAUAUUUAAAUUUUACUGUAAUAUAUUUAAUAGACGAAGUUAAAGUAACAAUUGCAGUUAAUCAAUCAACGCUUUUGCUUUUAGAAAUAAAAAUAAUUGAUAUCACCUGCGCUCCAAUACCCAAAAAAAAAAGAGAGAAAAUUAUGUGUUAGGGUGAUAUUAUUAUGUGAUUGUUGUUUAUAAUUGUUGUAAAUUCUUCAAAUCCCAGUUUUCAAACAUACCGCUUUUCUUAAGUUACUUAUUGAUAGAUAUUUUUUAAAUAAAUGAACAAUUAGUAGUACAUAAAUGAUCAAUAUGCUCCCUACCUAACAUAUUUGUGUACCUAAUAUAAGAAUAAAAAAAAAAUGUUUGCUCCUAUUUAAUAUAAUUAAUGUGGGUAUAUUAAUUGGGGCAGUAUUUUUUUAUAAACACAUAGUUUAUAAAAAAAUACUGCCAAGGUUCCUUAUAUUUUUGAUUUAUCCCACACGAGACCCUAUAUGUCGAUUUUAAUAUCAAAAGCUUGACACAACUAAAAAUAUAUUUGAUUUUCCUUCAUACUUUUCAGGUUUAGUACUGUUUGUCACUCUUUUAUCUCGUUCGCACUCGUGCUAGCAUCAUUGUGAACCAUUUCGUUCAGUCUGUUUUCUGUUUCACUCAUGUCUAGCGCUCACCACUCUUAACGAGUGUGAUGUGCAUUGAAUGUGUUUAUUAAGUACCUAUAUCGAUAAAACUCAAUUCUACUUUCUGUAUUGUCCGCACUUAAAUCAUAAUACGUAAUUGCGCAUACAAAUUUGCCAAUCAAUAUUCUAGCUAAGGGUGGUAUUCCAUCUGUGCAAUAUAUUUGUCCAAUAUGUAUUUGCGUCUCACAUUUUGCUUAGUGAGAGAGUCGAGCGCAAUGCACAUUGGACCAAGAAUGUGGACAGAUGGAAUACCAAUCUUAUGACAUUAAAAUAACUGUUAUUUUCCCUUGUCAAACAAAGCGGUAUGUGUCUCUAUCAUUGUAUCUUGACUUGUUGAUCUCAAUUCCAAAACUGUUGGAGUAACGUGUUCUAUAUCUUUAUACAAGACUUUCAAUUAAGCUCAAUAUAUACCUUUGUGAUGUAUUUUUAUAAUAUAGAAUCGUAUUAUUAUAA
Messenger RNA from Cydia splendana, 3599 nucleotides. RefSeq lists its product as uncharacterized. The transcript has 7 exons. The record is from RefSeq and is a predicted model, not a curated record. Lineage: Eukaryota; Metazoa; Arthropoda; Insecta; Lepidoptera; Tortricidae. The coding region runs from base 202 to 1797 and encodes 531 amino acids.